CAGUCUGACACGACCACCGCGCGAGUGCACACCUAUCGCUCCCCUCCCCCCCUGCAAGAACCAACUAUUAUGCGGCGCUGGUCGCUGUGAGUGAAGUGCAUAACGGACGCUCGCUUUUAAUUUUCGUUUAGUUUUUUUUUUCCUUCCCGAAAAAUCGGAACCGUGAACCAGCCGGCACCAUGGAUAUUUCAGCCACCAACUUCGUCCUGAUCCUGAUAGUCACCGGCCUACCGUCAGGUCUGCCGGCGCGCGACUCGCAGGAGCCCUACUACGGCAAGCUGAUCGGCAAGCUGGUGGAGUACGCGCACGGCAUCACCGGCACCGCCUACGCCGUCGACGAGAACACCAUCUUCAUCAAGGGCUUCUCCUACGACGGCACGGGACCUGACGCGUACUUCUGGGUCGGCAACUCGGCGCGGCCCUCCCCUGAAGGAGACAUCGUGCCCUACCCGGACGACUUCAAGGGCAGGGACCCGCCGGUGCUGAGCGCCUUCAAGAACCAGGACGUCAUCCUGAGGCUGCCGCUCGGCACCAAGAUCAGGGACAUCCGGUGGCUGUCCGUGUGGUGCAGGCGGUUCACGGUGAACUUCGGCGAGGUGUUCGUGCCGCCCGGCCUGGAGGUGCCUCGCCCCCGCGUGCUGCCAGAGUUCAAGCGCCUGGCGCACGGCCUGCGCUCGGGCAACGUCAGCGUGCUGGACGCCAAGACCUUCUACAUACCCAACCUGCACUACGACGGCGCGGGGCCCGACGCCUACUUCUGGGUGGGCAACGGCAGCGAGCCCAGCCCGCUCGGCAUCAAGGUGCCCAACGAGAUGGGCAGCCUGGAGCCGCUGCGCGGGUACCAGGGCGAGGACAUCGAGAUCCAGCUGCCGGGAAACCUGACGGCCUACGACAUCGACUGGCUGGGCGUGUGGUGCGUGCAGUACCGCCACAACUUCGGCCACGUGCUCAUCCCCAAGGACCUGGACGUGCCGCCGGCGCUCGGCCAGACCAAGAUCACUCCGCCGUGGUGGUACAACCCGACGAGCAGCACCACGCCGGACCCCAAGGAGGUGCGGCCUAGCAACUGCCGGCAGCUGCUGGACGACCGGCUGCAGGUUCAGUGGGAGAUGCAGGGGGACCACGUGCAGGUGCAGCUGGCUGCCCGCAUGCGCGAGGACCAGUACAUGGCCUUCGGGCUGAGCGGCGAGCAAGGCAGACCGUCGAUGGUCGGUGGCGACAUCGUAGUGGCCUUCUACGACACGGACCGAAGAGCGUUCCGAGCUGAAGACUACUACAUGUCGGCGACAGCACAGUGCGACGGCAAGAACGGGGUGUGUCCCGACGAGCGGAUCGGCGGACGGAACGAUGUGACGCUGGUGUCCGGGGACCGCCGGAACGGGGUGACGACCGUCACGUUCCGCCGCCCGCUGCAGACCAACGAGCCCAUCAACGACCGCGCGAUCCCCGGCGAGGGCGAGGCGAGCGUCAUCGCGGCCAUCGGGCCGCUCAACAGCCGCAAGGAGGCCAACGCGCACGCCGUCCCCGACAAGACCACCGACGACAUCCGCAUCGACUUCAGCAGCCUGGACGACCACGCGUGCCCCAUCUCGCUGUUCGACCUGCCCGAGGAGACGGGCCUCACGCCCUGGCCCUCGGCCAUCAUCACGGGCGAGACCGUCUUCUCCGCCAGGAUCGGGCCCACCGGCGGCAAGCGGGGCUACACCCCCAUCACAGGUCACCCAUCGUGGGGGAUCGCCUGGUACAUCAACGACAAGCUGAUCCCGGAGAUCUACGUGGAGCGAGGCCAGACGUACACGUUCGUGGUUGAAGGAGGUAACGACCGCACCAACCCCGCCAGGUACCAUCCCUUCUACAUCACCGACAGCAAGGAGGGCGGUUUCGGACAGAAGUCGGAGUCGGACCAGAAGAAGCAGAGGGUGUUUGCAGGAGUGAGCUACGACGCUGACGGCUACCCCUACCCCACCGCAGCCGGCCGGUACUGCGAGUGGACGCACAAGACGAUCGACAAGUCGGCCGAGAUCGAGACGUUCGAGGCGUACCUGGAGACCCUGAGGCUGGUGUGUGACGAGGGAGAGCCGUCGUACCUCAACUGGACGGUCGCCCCUGAGACCCCAGACCUGCUCUACUACCAGUGCUACACCCACAACAACCUGGGCUGGAAGAUUCACGUGGUGGACGCCGGCUACAGCUCCGAGCGGGACGGGAACGGCUCCGGCGGUCCGUCGUCGCCCGCGCUCGCCGUCGUCGUCGCAGUUGCGUUUACUUGCGCGAGGAGAGUCCUCGCCAGCUGAGCACAGCUUUCACGAACUAACUGAACUAAGUAACUUAUACCGAACAGCACAAAAGGACAAUAAGAAUCUCGACAAUAAUAACGUGACAAUAUUUUUCAAAUGAAGAGAGAGAACGUUUUAAUAUUUUGUUUAGUGUUGACAGUGCUCAUCUCUGUGAAGGGGGAACAUUUUUCAUUCCCUCGUUUUUGAAAGGUUUUUAAAACAUGGGUUCACCGAAAUGUGUGCAUGAAUAUGAUAUGUUAUAUAGUAUUGUUUAUAUCAUUAUUUUACCCAGUAUAUCAUUACAUAUGUACAUGUACAGGUACAUAAAUUUAGUUAGAAUUUGUGUUUGUGUAAGUUUCUUAAAUGUUGUUUGGCAAAUGUGCUUAAUAUUUUUGUCUCGUAGUGGCAAAAUAAAAUCAAAAUCAACACUCUAUACAUAAUAUGAAGUUUUUGAAAUAGCUGUUAAUAUAGAUAACAGUUAUAAAAAGCACAAUUUUGCACAAUUCCAAGUUUACAAUAAUAUUAUGUUAAUUUUACUAUGUGAGUACUUACAUUUUAUGUAGUCAUGUCAGAAAUAUCAAAAAUAAUAUUAUAGAGAAAUUAUUUUACAUUGAUGAUAAUCUUCAUAUAAAUUUGAAAUAUUUGUCAACAUUAAUUUUGUUAUAAUACUAGGUACAACAGCAUUAUGAAAAACCUUUUUUUAAUAAUUACUUAUUUUUUUAAUGCCCACCAAUGAGUAUGUAUGCAUGUUUAUCUUUAUUUGUGGGAUCAUUAGCUUGAACAAGGGAUAUGAUAAGUAAGAAAAUAAUUGUGUACGCAGCAACUUUUUAAUAACGUUCAAAGAUUGAUGUUCCAUGGUAGGUUACUAAAAUUAAGUUUUGUACAAGAGUUUUAUUUUUUUACAAAUAUUUAGUUGCUAAGUUGUGUUAGUUAAUAUGUUUGUGUUUUUUUAUUGGACUAUUAUUAUUUAAAGCAACUAUUGUGCUGUUGUGAUGGAUGUACUCAACAGAAUAGUUUUCUACAUUUAAUGAAUUGUGGUUAAAAACACAAGGAGGAAGAAUUAACUUUGUGAUGAAACAUAACAUUUGGUCAUUAUUAAUAUAUUAUGUUAGAUGAAGAAUAAAAUAUACAGAAACAUAGUUGAUACUGAUUGUGAUAGUGGUUUAGCUAUUUAACAGUGAUUUGUUUUACUGUAGCCUUAGUAAUGUGUAAAGUUUACUUGGAAGAAGCAACCUGUUACUACUAAUAUCCACAAAUUGGGAAAAAUAAUUAUUUACGAGUUUAUACAAAUAUAAAAACCAGUAAAACUUUGCAGAGACAUCUAUCAAACACCAUUAGGUAUUCAAUACUAUAGGGUAAUUUAUCCUGAAAAAGCGAUGAAAUCAAAAUAUUUCAAGCUCAAAAAAAAAGUUCAAAGAAAUGAAGAGUGACAUUUUGACUUUUAAUAUCUUGAUAAUCCUAGAAUUUGAUAACGGUUAAAAAUACAUGAAAACAAAUCUGAGUUGUGCACUUAAGUGAGCAGGCAGGAGACAACAAAAGGCACAUAUCUUUCCAAUGAAUAGUGGCCAUAUCCAUAACCUGAAAGGCUGGUAAAAUAUGACAAUAAUUUUUCAUUAGUCACGGUCGUAGUUGUGUGGAAUUGUUGAAAUUUUAUGGUAGCUGAAGUAUGAGUGUUGAAUCUUGCGUGAUGAACAAGGGGAAUAUAAUGUUCCGCUCAGCAACAAAUAACUUGCAUCAAUUAUUACAUGACAAUAAUAUGUAAGCUUUACUUACUGAACUUGUAGAGUGUGCAAAGAUGGAUCAAUAAUGUAGGGUUUAUCAUAAAUAAAACAAAGAAUCUGAAUAUACUUGUAUGUUUUAGUAUUGCAUCUUGAAAAUUAUAGUAUGUUAAUGUUUCCUUUUAACUUAUAGCAUUAGCACCUAAAGGAUUUAUGGAAUUGUGUAAAAAUAAUUUACUUAUUUCUCAUAAACUCUUUAUUGGUAACUAAUGUACAUGAAAGAUAGCAGAUAAAAGCUAACAGUAUUUUAAAAAUUUGAUCCCAGAGAUUGUAGUGGGCUAUAUCAAUCAGCCUUAGAAUAUUCCCAAUUUUGCACAUUCAGUAAUUACACGUAUGAAAGUGUGUUUGAAAAAAAUAAUCUUACUAGAGAAACAUAAUAUGUUCAAAACUUUUAUUUUUACGUGAAAUGUUGAUAAAAAAAAAAUUUAAUAUGGUCCAUUUUAACUGAUAAAUGUACCAUGUAUAUUGUAGAUAGCAUCAGUGUUAAAGUUUAGAGUAUUCACGAGAAAUAAGUAUUGGUUCAAAUUAUAGUAGGUUUUGUUCAUUUAAAUCUCAGUGUUAAGAUGAAGAUUUCAAAAUAGUUUUAAAUACAUAGUAAAUAUAUUACUUCUGAUUACAUAUAUGAAGCUGUUGUAACAUUGUGAUUUCUCUAUUAAAAGAAUGAUUGAAAAUUGUAUGUUGUAAUAAAGUGAACAUAAACUCUAAUUAAAUGUCUUACCUGGAAGUUAGACUCUGCAGCACAAAUAAGUGUGGAAUACAUAUUAUGAUUUUUUUUUAACUGCAAUGUACUUCUAUUUAAUCUGCAUUUUAAGUGAGAGAAAGAAACUUUUAAGUGCUGUGUGUGUAUCAAUUAGGGAAACAAAAUUAAUCUCCUAGCAUCACAGGUAGCAGAAAUUCAAUUCAUAUCAGGUACACUAAAAAAAUUGUAUCAAAUUUAAAUACAAUUUACAAACCUGAAAAAAAAAAUGUGUUUGGUAGUAUUAAAUUUAAUAAUAUAUUUUUCAAGAAACAUAACCAUUAGUUUCACUUACAGUUUUAAAAUUUGCUUUUUUUCCCCCCAAAAUAAAUUAAACUUAAUGUGGGAGUCAAAACUAGUUCAGAGUUAGUGUUUUUUCCGAUACUGAUGUCAGUACUACAAUCCGUCUCACGUAAGUUGUCUCAAAUUUGACAGUUCUCAAAAGCAGUACAAAUGGUCUGAUGUUCCGUCAACAGUAUAAGGAUGGUAUUCCAAUACGUUACGGUAAAGUAGCGAAUAAGCACUGCCUUGUUGGGACACAACCGUAACCUGACUCGCAGGCCGUAUUCCAUAACGUGUCCAUACUGAAUCCCACUAACGAAACAAAACAGCAACCGUUUUUAAUAAACGGUGCCCUGCGCAAGGCUAUACUCUGAUUCCAAUGCUUCCUAGCUGACAUUUUGCAACUACUGAUACAAUUUUUACGGCAAAAAGCCUAGAGAUAACAGCACCGUUGCACUUUUUAAGUUGAGAUUAUUUCUUGUUAUAACCAUUAAAGUGUACAAAAUAUAUUCCAGGAUAGUUUCACCUCCAUAAAAGUUUUAUUUGACACACCAAUACGUUUGGUACAUCCCCAGAUAUCCACAAAAUUGAGAAUAUAUGCGAGUUACUGGUGCCAGACAUGGGUAUGCCAUCUGAACGAAAUCAAUGAAAAAGUGAGCUCGGCACAUGCGCAGAAUUAGAGCAACAGAUCUGCAAUAGAUAGGACAUCGAAAUCUGUUCCCUGAAAAUAAUAUAACAAUGGAAGGAUGAUGCUUUUCGACAAUUACCGAGACUGGUAACAUCGUGCUGGUGGUUAGACUUAGUUGUUCCUGAUAUUUUUUUUAAUGCUACAAAAAUACAUUAUUUAAAUAAAUGUAAUUGAUGCAUAUUACAAUACACAAAAAAUAAUAAUAUUUUUUUUAAAUCAGACUAUUUGAAAUGUAUAAAAUUUUAAUAUUUCACACUUUCACUUGCAUGCAACAUCACUUAACAUUUAUGCCAUCAAAGAUAACAAAUUUUCUCACCUUACAUUUAUUUGGAAGAAAAGAUAAAAUCUGAAAGAUUUAUCUUAUCAUUUUAACAAACAGCAAGAAACUAAAAAAUUUAAAAUUUCAUAGGAUUUUUGCAGUUUUUUUAACCAGUAACAAAUUCAGUAAUUUCUGAUUUAUUUUUAACAUGAUCAGAAAUAAUUGAAAUGUGUAACAUACUGAUGCAUCACUGAAAUAAUAUAAUUCAGAAAAAAAAAUUAAGUAUUGGAUUAAGUACGGAAUUAUUGGUCCAAUACUUCACCGCAUUUAGAUAGUAAAAGGUUAAUAAGAGACAAUCUAAACCUAACAUCUGAAUCAUUAAGCUGCACAAUACUAAACUACUAUAUUUCAAAACUGUUCUCAAUUUAUAAAGCUAACCUCUGAUAGUAUGUACCUACAACCGACAAAAUCUAUCGACUGUAAUAAUCUUCCACCAUUAUUUCUAUUUAUUAUUUACUUAGCACUAAAUAAAUUAUUAUCUAAUUUUUAUCCACAGGCUCUUUGUACAGUGGAAUGAAGAAACUCUAGAUUUAGCUUUCAAUGCUGUUGCGCAACGCCAUAUUUAAUAAUUGUGUCAAGGCGUAAGGGCCUAAUCAAGGAGAGGUAGGGUGGGGCCAUGACUCAAUUAAACAGUAAUAAGCAGUGGUACAUUGUGCAAGUAUCUAGCUUUCAUGAGUGGAGAAUUUUAUCAAAGAAUUUCAGGUUUUUAUGAAGCACUGAAGAGUUCAUAAGACAGCCUAGAAAUGAGUUUUCAAGCAUCAUCAUUUUAAAAAAUUUUCAGAAGUAUUCUGUAACCCCCAGAUCUCUACGCGCGAGGAAAUGAUACGAGGUUAAAUGGUAUCUGUAUCGGAAAAUCAUAAUAAGACUUCUUUUAUUUUAAGACUCAAAUUCUGCCAUUCUCAACUAUGGUUUGAAACUUUUGGCUAUGUCAUAAUCAGCUCUAAACUGUACUUUGUCCACAAAUACAUCACUGCAGAAUGGUUAAGUUGAUAAUUUUUAAUUGUGUAAAUAGAUUUUAAUAAAAAAUUUUAAUGUUCAAACUAAUUUAAGUUUUAAACUGCGACCAUGAAGUUACUGCUAAAUGUUGAUCAUGUUUACUAUAGAUUGUAUAAUAAUAUGUGAUAUUAUAGACGUUUUUUCUUGACGAAGGCUUUUUAGAUAGUUUACAUGAAAGUAUUGAGUGCCUUUCAUACCUAACAUUUAAAGAAAUCAUCUCCAGUGUGUGAUUGAUUAAUGACAAUACCUUAACUGUGAACAAAGUGUACGACAAUAAUUACUGUACUAAUUAUAAUUAAAAUAAAUUGUCUAUCUUUCUUUAUUAUUCCUAAAUGUAAAUAACAAUGUCUGUGCAAAUAACAUUACAAUUUAGAUUUUAGCUAUUGUAACUACAAAUUGCACAUUUAAGUUGGUGCAAAUGUUCACUAAAAAUGUAAUAAGUAUUAUGUAAAAUUUACACCCAACCAUUUAUGACAUUUCCCACUGUCUGUUAUGCUAUUAUUAAAGAACUACGAAAACAUAGUUUCUUCACAGUUUAAAGACAGGUACGGUACUAAAAUACAGACAAGAAAAAUCAUACUUGUUCAAUUUUUUGGGGAAAUAAGUAUUACCUUGUCAAAGCUGUUUUGGCUUGGAAGUAAAAUCACAUUUAUUUGGUCAGAUGUGCAUUAUCAGCUCCACCCAUAAUUUAAAGUAAUUGUAAACUUCUGAACAAAGAAAAUCUUUAACACAUGACAAGUUCUAUGGGUGUCCAUAUCACUGUUCCUUCAAAUUAAAAAUGAUUAUUUAUUAAAAUUACAAACAUUUAUAUGAAGACCAUAUUAAAUUUCUUACCUACGGCUAAACUAACUUUCAGAAUUCAUCCAUAAGAAUUUUUUAUUCCCAAGAUAUUAGAGAUUUUUUUUUUCCUCUAGUAAAACAUACAGAACUAAAGAAAAUAUGUACAAAUAAAGACAAAUUUUCAAAUUUAAAAUUAUUAAAUUUCUUUUUGACUAUGAAUAGAGUUCAAAGUAACCACUGUGAAGAAACUAUGGGCAUAGUCAAAUACAAAGUCAGAAUCUGACGUGCUCUUUGAUUCUUACAAAUCACUUUGAAUUAUUGGAAUUAAAACAUUACAAAACCCAAUGUGUUGUAUUUGUUAGGUAUAAUUUUUUUUAUGUGUAUAUAGAAAUAAUUAAUAUUUCAUUUAGUACUGAAUGAAUAAGAUUUAAACUCUUCAGCAAUCAGUGUACAUACACAUUUUCCUGCUGUCUUCUGAUUUAAGCAUUAAUACUUAUGUGAUGACUGCAGGAUUCUGUGCCUAUUGCGAGUGUGAUCUUGGCUUGUGUUGGCUGCCAAGAACCUACUGACCAGACAUCUCCAGUCCUCAUUCCGGGAAAGACGGCUCACAGCUGGCGAGGUCACGAGAGUUACGGAAGCGAUCCGUCAACUAACACCUGUCACUGCCAAACAAAGGUUCAGCGGUGACCUAACUUCAGCAGAGUGAUCACAUGAUCAGAGGCAUACCGUUUGCGCAAACGCACGAAUCAAGAGCAUGUUCCGUCGUCUUGGAAGGGCUUGCCUACUGCUAAGGGAGUGUUGCACGUUAAGGACACCUACCAUUCGUUUUUGUUAUUUAUUCACUCAGGCAUUUAAAUAAAAUUUUUCAAUAGCAAGGUCCUGAAAAUUUCUUCUGCAUGAAAACUCAAAGCUUAAAUAUUCAAAUUCCUGCCACCAAGUACAUACAGUUUUACACGUACACUUGAGUGCAUUGCACUUGAAAGUUCUCGAUAUUUUUUCAUUAAGGUAGUGAUUCUUUAGUUUUUUUUUUUUUAUGGCAGUGAUUGGCUGGAGUGGUCUCGUGGGAGUUCCUGGCGGUUGGUCACGUGGAGAGCUGGAGAAAUUAACCUUGGAGAUUCCAGACACAAGUCGGAAGGCAUUAGGAAGCCAAAGAUGACUAGGACAGUCCAUUGAAACAAGACAGUGGUCACCUGUCGCGGCUGUCCGAGAGCUCCGAAGUCCAUAAGCCAAGAUGAACACUUUCUACUGCAGCAGGGUGUCUACAAAGUAUCGCAGAUAUUAAUUUGCUCAUUAGUUUCCACCCACUUUAUUCGUGAUUGCAAAUCAACUGAGAAAAAUAUUGCAAACAACUGCCACUGACCAUACCUCUAAACUUUAAAUGUAGGUAUGUGCCAAUAAUUUUACAAGCAUGUUUUCAAAACUAAUGUACAAACAAAAUACAGUUCACACCAAGCUAUGUCUUAAGGUGAUCAAUAUACAAUUUUCAUUCUAAAAAGAGUCCUGAAGUUAGUUUUGAAAAAAAAAAAAAAGUUUGUUUUAAGUAGACACCCUGUUCAUUUAUUAUUUUCCUUAAUUUCACAAAAAAACUAUACAUUUAAAGCAGACAGUGUUAAAACCUAGUUGACACUUCCUUGUUACGUGUUGCGUUUGCUUUGAUGUAAAACACUAGUUUAUCAGAGUUAUGUUUCUCAGUGUUUUGUUGAUCAUUCUGUAGAGUCUAUGUUGAAGGUGUGUGGCAAAUUAAAGAAAAUGUCAUGUCUAGUAAUAAGUCUAAAGGUGUUACUGCUUGAAAUAUACUUUAUAAAAUUCUAAAUACUUGUGUUGCAAUUUAAUCUCUUUAAUAAUGUUAAGACAGCGACGAUUUUCUUGCUUUUGUUUUAAAGCAAAAUAAAUAAAUGCACGACAUGU
This is a messenger RNA of Bacillus rossius redtenbacheri, 9763 nucleotides long. Its product is annotated as protein Skeletor, isoforms B/C. Bases 180 to 2294 code for a protein of 704 amino acids. NCBI's taxonomy places the organism in Eukaryota, Metazoa, Arthropoda, Insecta, Phasmatodea, Bacillidae. The record is from RefSeq and is a predicted model, not a curated record. The transcript is spliced from 15 exons.